AUGGCGGAAUCCCAGGGCAGCGUGAAGGACGUGCAUGCCAUCACCGUCCAGACUCGGGUGCACGUCGCAGGGAACACCGCUUACACCCAGGCGAUGCUGAAGGAGCCGCCUAAUCCUCGGUCGUGGAACAGCCUGGCCCUCUUUGCCGCAUCUCUGGUGGGCUUCCUGUGCUCGACCAUGAACGGCUAUGACGGCUCUCUAUACAACUCGAUUGCCGCAAACGAGUUAUUCUUGGAAUACUUCAAGGGUUCAAACAAGGGCAUCUGGGCUGGCAUUGUUUCGUCCAUGUAUCAGAUUGGAGGUAUCGCAGCGCUGCCGUUCGUCGGGCCCGUCAAUGAUUCCUGGGGGCGUCGAGCGGGUAUGUUUACUGGUGCCGCUAUCGUUAUUCUCGGGACCGUCGUCUCUUCCACCGUUACUGGAGGCAAUGUUGGCCAGUUCAUGGGCGGUCGGUUUAUCCUGGGAUUUGGCGUCGCGAUCACCUCGACGGCUGGCCCAAUGUAUGUCACCGAAGUUUCCCAUCCAGCAUAUCGCGGCAUAACGACUGCCUUCCUGAACACAUUCUGGUUUACGGGCUCCAUCCUUGCCAGUGGUGUAGCCCGUGGUGCUAGCGAUAUCGGUGGCCAUGCUGCUUGGAGGAUACCUCUCUGGCUCCAAUUGCUCUUCUCCGGCAUUAUUGCUAUUUGCUCUUUCGCCAUACCUGAAUCUCCGAGAUGGCUCUAUGUCCGCGACAAGAAGGAUAAAGCCAAAGCCAUGCUUGUCAAAUACCAUGGCCAGGGGAAUUCAGAGAGCGCAUGGGUUGAGCUCCAGCUUGCUGAGUAUGAUGAAUAUCUCAAUAUGAGCGGCACAGAUAAAUGCUGGUGGGAUUAUACGGCAUUGUUUAAAACCGCUGUUGCAAGCUGCUGUGUCGUCAUAUUCGGUCAAUGGGCUGGCAACGGCAUCUCGGGCACCGUUCCCCAACUCAACAUCAUCCUUAUCAACUCUUGCCAACAAUUCAUCUGGGCCCUCGUCGGUGCUAGUCUUGUUGACCGUGUUGGCCGUCGCCCCCUCUUACUGUUCGCCAACAUUGGCUGUUGCGUGGUCUGGCUUUGUAUUUGCAUUACGAGCUCCGAAUUUGCAAGACAUGGCGGCACAAAGGACUCCCCCGGAACUUCUCCUGCUGCUGGAACGGCGACGUUGGCGUUUAUCUUUAUUUUCGGUGCGGUGUUCUCUAUUGGCUUCACGCCGCUGCAGGGAUUAUAUCCCGUUGAAGUGCUUUCAUUCGAGAUGCGUGCCAAAGGAAUGGCUUUUCAAAACUUGGCUCUUAAUGCUGAGACGAAGAAUUCCACUCUCGAAGAACUUGACGUAAUGUUCAACUCGCCCAACCCAGUGAAAUAUUCUACGAGAAAAAAGCAGCUUGAUUUAGAUGGUUGUGGCAAUGUUGUAAAAGUCGAAUUCGAAGGAUAG
Molecule: messenger RNA, 1443 nt
Organism: Uncinocarpus reesii 1704
Lineage: Eukaryota; Fungi; Ascomycota; Eurotiomycetes; Onygenales; Onygenaceae
Exons: 7
Coding region: 1-1443 (480 amino acids)
Biological process (GO): carbohydrate transport; transmembrane transport
Cellular component (GO): membrane
Molecular function (GO): carbohydrate:proton symporter activity
Source: RefSeq, a predicted model, not a curated record